This is a messenger RNA of Varroa destructor (honeybee mite), 2839 nucleotides long. Its product is annotated as glycine receptor subunit alpha-2-like. NCBI's taxonomy places the organism in Eukaryota, Metazoa, Arthropoda, Arachnida, Mesostigmata, Varroidae. Gene Ontology annotation, biological process: monoatomic ion transmembrane transport. Gene Ontology annotation, molecular function: extracellular ligand-gated monoatomic ion channel activity; transmembrane signaling receptor activity. The record is from RefSeq and is a predicted model, not a curated record. Gene Ontology annotation, cellular component: membrane.
ACGCCUUUUGGUGCGUACUAGCGCUUGUUGUCACGUCAAAUUGUUAAAACAUUCGAUAAAAGCGCUGACGUAUUGUACGUUCAUAAAGUUUACCUUGAACAUGAAACGUUUGUUGUGACAUAUAGCAAACAAUUAAGACGCUGAGGUGAAACUGACUUGGAAAAUGACUAGGAUAGUGCUUAGCCCGUUCAUGCAUUUGUUCCUUGUAUUUCAGUAUCUCGUUUGAUAUUGCCAUGAAUUGCCCAAUGAGUGACUGGUCGUGUUCAGUUCCCAACAAGCUGUUAAGUGAACCUCCAAAGCUAACAGAAAAACAACUCUGGCUUUACUGUGUAUCGUUGGAAUAUACCUGUGAGACAAAAGAAAAACUCUUGUUGUCGACGCUUCCUUGGUAGAAGAUGCACUGAUACUUGACGGCGACAAUGAGGCUCGCAUCACUUCCGGGUGUCGAAUUGAAGAGAGGGGAGUACGGGUCGCAAAUAUACUUCCCUCUAAUGGUCCUAAUUUCAGUUACUUUAGUGACGGAGGCUCGAUUAGACGGUGAGAUUCCGCAUCAUUUAAGAAGACCUGUUGAGCGCUACAGAACGAGCUACGAUUCGACACCGGCUAACAAGAGACAGGCAAACUCGACAAUUAAAGACCUUGACGCCCUCGACGAGCUACUAAGAAAUUACGAUCGCCGAGCGCUACCCACAAGCCAUCUGGGCGAACCGACAAUAGUAACUAGCGAAAUUUUCAUCCGAAGCUUUGGUUCAAUUGAUCCAUCCAAUAUGGACUACGAGGUAGAUCUAUAUCUACGUCAAGGUUGGCAAGAUGACCGCUUCGCAAAAAAUGCUUUUUCCCGGGCGCUCGAUCUUAACGAUCCGAAGCUGGUACAACGCAUCUGGAAGCCGGAAGUGUUUUUUGCUAAUGCGAAGCAUGCUGAGUUCCAGUUUGUCACAGUACCCAAUGUGUUGGUCCGUAUCAAACCUACAGGUGAAAUACUCUACAUGCUAAGGUUAAAGCUACGGUUCUCCUGUAUGAUGGAUCUGUACCGGUACCCCAUGGACUCGCAAGUGUGCAGUAUUGAACUUGCCUCAUUCUCGAAAACGACGGAUGAACUGCAGCUGAGAUGGGCAUCUGAAAAUCCGGUUAUGUUAUUCGAAAACAUGAAAUUACCACAGUUCGAAAUCGAGAACGUUACAGUCUCGCUGUGCAAGGAAAAGUUCCACAUUGGCGAGUACAGCUGCCUUAAGGCUGAAUUCUACCUGCAGCGUUCUUUGGGCUAUCAUAUGGUGCAGUCGUAUCUGCCAACGAUCCUGAUUGUCGUCAUUUCUUGGGUGUCGUUCUGGCUUGAUGUCGAUGCUAUUCCUGCCAGAGUUACGCUAGGAGUCACCACGUUGUUAACCAUAUCGUCGAAGCUAUUUCUCCAGGGAGCAGGGAUCCAGUCGAAUCUCCCGCCCGUAUCGUAUGUAAAAGCGAUGGACGUCUGGAUGGGCACGUGCACUUCGUUCGUAUUUUCCGCUCUGCUCGAGUUCACUGUGGUCAACUACCUCUGGCGGCACAAUCCAGUAAGCCACUGUAUUGUUUUACAUAAUAACGACAGCAACGGAGGCGCUAUGCUCGUACAAGCUGCUGCCAAAGGUGGAGGUACAGAAUCGGUAAUUGCGAGGUCACGGCAGUGGGAUUCCAAGCUUCAGGCUAAACGAAUCGAUCGAGCAAGCCGAAUUGGUUUUCCCGCCUGUUUUAUUGUGUUUAAUAUUCUCUACUGGCCAUAUUACAUGCGACAAUAAGCAGUUGAAAUCAGUUAGUAACUGAAUCCGCUGUGCCAGUAACGCGUACGCCGUCAAUAUGACCUGCAUUAAAUCACGAUCCUCUUGGCCCAUCGUCCGACAAAAGAGUAUCCUAGAGGCAACCUUGUGAUAAACCUGCGCAACCUAGACAAUAUUGAAGCCGUUUCGACAGUUUUUCUUCUUUUUUCGAAGAUGAUGUAUAUAAUAUUGUCUGAGUUUUGUUCGCUACCCAAUCGUACCCUAUGAGUAUUCCUGACCGUUAAGAUCAUUGGCUUAUUUCGUACCAGUCAGAUCAAAUAGUGUCACUGUCUUAUUAAUACGUAACGAUCGUAUACCCGAACAGCUUUGUCCUACAAGUAAACACGUAGCUGAAGCCUACGUAUAGUUCCAAUGAAAUACAUAUAUCAGUGUUUUAGAUGGUAGCUUCCUAUACUCGGACUGCAAUCGAUGGUUCGGGUUAGUAUCCAUACAAAUUGUAGAAGAUUAUCCAGCUUGUGAUGUACAUACAGAGAUAAAGCUGACACACCAUACAAACAAUGGGCGUCGCUGAAGCAUCGUAUUAGAGCGGUGAUCGUAUCUAUUGCUAUACAUACAUAUAUAUAUAUAUAUAUAUAGCCCUUGUGUUGACGUUGGGUGUGAGUAAAAAUUCAUACACAGUGGCUCUAUGCGAUGACAACCUUAAGUGUAAAUAUAUAUAUAUAUAUAUAUAUAUGUAUGUGUGUAUCGUUAGAUAAAGAUCGUUACUAUUUAUAAACGUUACGUUAAGUGCGUAAAGAGAUACAGAAUCAAUAUAUCCAUUGAAAGUGUCAAGGGUAUGUACGGUAGCCUCAAUCAGAAGCCAAUAUCAUAAAUGACAUGAGGAAUGAAUGAGACGCGAGCUUCAGAGACAUUUUAAAGCAAAUGCGCAUUAAGCGAACCUUGAAAAAACGUAAGCGAAUAACAUCUAUCUCGCUAUAUAACUGCGUAAUCCCCCCUUACCAAUGCCUUUGAAAACAGCAAAUCUGCCCGUGUCUAUCGCGCAAAUCUUAUAGUUACGAAAUAAUGAAUUUUCUACAAGUAGUAACGUUUCA